CGGCCCGUCCCGUCUCCUCCCGGCCAUGUCUCCGCUGCCGCUGCUGCUGGCCCUGGCGCUGGGCCUCGCCGCCGCCGCCAAGUCCCCGUACCAGCAGGUCCUGCAGCACAGCCGGCUCCGCGGCCGCCAGCACGGCCCCAACGUGUGUGCAGUGCAGAAGCUGAUUGGCACCAACAGGAAAUAUUUUACCAACUGCAAGCAGUGGUACCAGAGGAAGAUCUGCGGGAAGUCAACAGUAAUCAGUUACGAGUGCUGUCCUGGAUAUGAAAAAGUUCCUGGAGAAAAAGGCUGCCCAGCUGCGCUGCCGCUCUCCAACAUCUAUGAAACCCUGGGAGUUGUUGGCUCUGCCACCACGCAGCUCUACUCUGACCGCUCUAACUUAAGGCCAGAAAUUGAAGGACCUGGAAGUUUUACAAUUUUUGCCCCAAGUAAUGAGGCCUGGGCAUCCUUGUCUGCUGAGACUCUGGAUUCCUUAGUCAGCAACGUCAACAUUGAGCUGCUCAAUGCCCUCCGCUACCACAUGGUGAACAAACGUGUCCUGACGGACGAUCUGAAGCACGGGACCACACUUAAUUCCAUGUACCAGGACCUGCCUAUCCAGAUUCAUCAUUAUCCCAAUGGGAUUGUGACUGUGAACUGUGCCAGGCUGUUAAAAGCUGACCACCAUGCCACCAACGGGGUGGUUCAUGUCAUUGACAAAGUCAUUGCCACCACAACCAACAGCAUUCAGCAGAUCAUCGAGACCGAGGAAAGCCUGGAAACGCUGCGGGCUGCUGUGGCUGCUUCUGACCUCAACAGCUUGCUGGAAAGCGAAGGCCAGUACACACUCUUGGCUCCAACCAACGAAGCCUUUGAGAAGAUCCCACGAGAAACACUGAACAGGAUCCUGGGGGACCCAGAAGCCCUGAGGGACCUGCUGAACCAUCACAUCCUGAAGUCAGCUAUGUGUGCUGAGGCCAUCAUUGCUGGCCUGACAAUGGAGACUCUGGAAGGAACCACCUUGGAUGUGGGCUGCAGUGGGGAAGAGCUGACCCUCAACGGGAAGCCCAUCAUUGCCAACAAGGAUGUCCUGGCUACCAACGGCGUCGUACAUUUUGUUAAUGAGUUGCUGAUCCCAGACUCAGCUAAGACCCUAUUUGAGUUGGCACAAGAAUCUGAAGUUUCCAAGUCUACGGACCUUUUUAGACAAGCUGGUCUCAGUUCUCAUCUCACUGGCAGUGAACGAGUGACCCUCCUUGCCCCAGUGAAUGAAGUGUUCAAAGAUGGACUCCCCACUGUUGACAGCAACAUGAAAAACUUGCUUCUGAACCAUAUUGUUAGAGACCAGCUCUCCUCAAAAUACCUUUACCAUGGGCAGAAACUCCAGACUCUGGGUGACAAGGAGCUGAGGGUUUUCGUGUACCGCAAUAACCUUUGCAUUGAAAAUGCCUGCAUUGCUGCCCACGACAAGAGGGGAAGAUUUGGGACCAUGUUUAGCGUGGACAAAAUGUUGACUCCACCAUCUGGCUCAGUGAUGGAUGUUCUCAAGGCAGACCAUCGCUUCAGUACAUUGGUGGCUGCGAUCCAGUCUGCAGGUCUAACAGAGAACUUGAACAGACCAGGUACCUUGACAGUGUUUGCUCCAACAAACGAAGCUUUCCGAGCCCUGCCCCAAGGGGAACUGAACAAACUCAUGGGCAAUGCCAAAGAGCUGGCCAACAUCCUCAAGUUCCACGUGGCUGAUGAGAUCCUGGUGAGCGGUGCAGUCAGUGCCCUUGUGAGGCUGAAGUCCAUGCAAGGAGAUAAACUGGAAGUCAGCAUGAAAAACAACGUAAUACACAUCAACAAGGAGCCUGUUGCUGAAAGUGAUAUCAUGGCCACGAAUGGUGUGAUUUAUGCUGUGAACUCUGUCUUACAGCCACAAGCUUCAAGGCCACAAGAAAGAGGUGAUGAGCCUGCAGACCCCGCGUUAGAAAUCUUCAAACAGGCAUCUGCAUUAUCCAAGGUUUCUCAAAGGAAUCCUCGACUAGCACCCGUCUACUCCCGGUUACUAGCGAGGAUGAAGGAGAACUCAGGUGGAUUCUGAGCCACAUCAUGAGCAACCACAAGCAAGAUCUUCAUCCCAUCCACUUCUGCUGACAGCUAUAAAGAAGGACAGAAUUGUUUUUAAAAACCAAAUAUCACCCUUAAAUUUAUUUUUGUUCCUAAUGAAAUGGAUAGGAAAAAUGAAAAGCCAUAUAUAUAUGUAUAUAUUUUAAGAACAAUUUUACUUGGUUUUGACCUUAAAGUUCCCACACUGAGGACAGGUUUUGGGGUUGUUUGUUUCAUUUUUUUGGGGGGGAGGGUUAAUUGUUGGGGUUUUUUUUUGGUGUUGUUUUUUUGGGGGGUUGUUCAUUUUGUUUUCACAAAGUAGUCACUAAGUCUCAAUUUUAAUGUACCCACUUUUGGGCUUGAUAUGUAUGUACAAGGCAGGUGCUUCAUUCCACUCUGGUUCAGGAGCUCAGAGGGAUGCUCAGAGCUCACCUUGGUGCUCUCUCACUGGGGAAGUCCCAAAGGGGUUGAAUUAAAGCCCCUCUUUCAGACUCCCACUGGUACCCACUGGCACUGCAAACUCCAGGCUCCUGAAGUGGGAAGCCAGGUAUGAUCUCACUGAAAAACCCCUCCAAACCAGUGCCAGAGUUGGGAAAUUUUGGCCAGAAUGUCUUGGCAGGAAUUGUGUAUGUUCAGCUUUUUGAGCAAAUACAUCACCCAGGGCCAGCUGUACGGCUGGGCAAGCAGUGAUGGAGGGACUUUGGAGGAAAUACAUUUGUUGCAUUUAUUAACCAUUACCCUUCUUUUUUUUCUCCUGGAUUUUUUGGGAUUCUUUGUUGGGUUUUUUUGUUUGUUUGUUGUGUUUUUUUUUAAACAAGUGUGUGUUUCUUUCUUCCCCUGUGUUUUAAAAGUCUUCCAUGAAAUUCUGAAUUGAAGGCUUUUAACAAAAGCCUCUCUAUUGAAACUGAGAAAACUGCAUAAUUAUAAACUAUGAUUCAAACUGUUAUCUCUUUUUUUUUUCUUUUUUUUUUCUUUUUUUUUUUUUUUAAUUGGGAUUUGUUUAUGCCUAUAGGUUUUAACUGUGCUGCAUUUUGUUAAUGAGUUUGAAAUGAGAGUUCUCCCUGGCUGAAGCCUUCCAGUAAAUGAAUCAUUUUUAAUAAUGGUUGGUUUUUUUAAUAAAAAAUAAAACUAAAAUCAAAAAUAUAAAUAUGAGAAGUCA
Messenger RNA from Apus apus (common swift), 3229 nucleotides. RefSeq names its product transforming growth factor beta induced (gene TGFBI). The coding region runs from base 26 to 2065 and encodes 679 amino acids. Gene Ontology annotation, biological process: extracellular matrix organization; cell adhesion. Gene Ontology annotation, cellular component: extracellular matrix. Gene Ontology annotation, molecular function: cell adhesion molecule binding. Lineage: Eukaryota; Metazoa; Chordata; Aves; Apodiformes; Apodidae. The record is from RefSeq and is a predicted model, not a curated record. The transcript is spliced from 17 exons.